This is a messenger RNA of Bombina bombina (fire-bellied toad), 1369 nucleotides long. It is a transcript of the gene DRD1, whose product is annotated as dopamine receptor D1. Gene Ontology annotation, biological process: adenylate cyclase-activating adrenergic receptor signaling pathway; vasodilation; G protein-coupled dopamine receptor signaling pathway. The record is from RefSeq and is a predicted model, not a curated record. Gene Ontology annotation, cellular component: plasma membrane. NCBI's taxonomy places the organism in Eukaryota, Metazoa, Chordata, Amphibia, Anura, Bombinatoridae. The transcript has a single exon. Gene Ontology annotation, molecular function: G protein-coupled receptor activity; dopamine neurotransmitter receptor activity, coupled via Gs. The coding region runs from base 1 to 1356 and encodes 451 amino acids.
AUGACAUUAAAUAUCAGCAGUAUGGAUGGAGAAUUGCUGCUAACAGAAAGAGAUUCAUCUUUUCGGGUUCUUACAGGAUGCUUUCUUUCUGUAUUGAUACUUUCAACUCUACUAGGUAACACUUUGGUUUGUGCUGCUGUUGUUAGGUUUCGUCACCUAAGGUCAAAAGUCACUAAUUUCUUUGUGAUUUCUUUGGCUGUGUCUGACCUGUUGGUAGCAGUUUUGGUUAUGCCCUGGAAAGCUGUUGCUGAAAUUGCAGGGUUUUGGCCAUUUGGAACAUUCUGCAACAUAUGGGUUGCUUUUGAUAUAAUGUGUUCAACAGCUUCAAUCUUGAACCUUUGUGUCAUUAGUGUUGACAGAUAUUGGGCUAUCUCCAGUCCAUUUAGAUAUGAAAGAAAAAUGACACCCAAGGUAGCGUUUAUAAUGAUUAGCGUUGCUUGGACCUUGUCAGUUCUGAUAUCUUUUAUUCCAGUGCAACUGAACUGGCAUAAAGCAAAAACUACCAGCUUUUUUGAUUUAAACAUUACAUUAACGGGUAGUGCCAUGGACAACUGUGAUUCCAGCCUAAAUAGGACAUAUGCAAUUUCUUCAUCACUGAUCAGCUUCUAUAUUCCAGUGGCCAUAAUGAUUGUAACAUAUACAAGGAUAUACCGAAUAGCAGCCAAACAAAUAAGACGCAUCUCAGCUCUGGAAAGGGCAGCCGUGCACGCUAAGAACUGCCAAUCCAGCACCGGCAAUGGCAGCAACAUUGAUUGCCAACAACCUGAAAGCUCAUUGAAGACUUCUUUUAAAAGAGAAACAAAAGUUUUAAAGACUUUAUCUGUAAUUAUGGGAGUUUUUGUAUGCUGUUGGUUGCCAUUUUUCAUUCUGAAUUGCAUGGUGCCAUUUUGUGAUCCCAGUGUAACUGCCAGUGAAGCUGAACCCUUCUGCAUAAGUUCUACAACUUUUGAUGUUUUUGUGUGGUUUGGGUGGGCAAAUUCUUCAUUGAAUCCAAUCAUAUAUGCCUUCAAUGCAGAUUUCCGCAAGGCAUUCUCAACCCUACUAGGAUGCUACAGAAUCUGUCCUUCAGCUAAUAAUGCUAUAGAAACUGUCAGCAUUAACAAUAAUGGCGCAGUACUAUACUCGUGCCAACAAGAGCCCAAAGGUUCAAUUCCAAAAGAGUGUAACUUAGUUUACCUUAUCCCACAUGCUAUUAUUUGCCCUGAGGAGGAAGUUUUGAAAAAAGAAGAGGAAAGUAAUGUAUCAAAAAGCCUAGAAAAACUGUCUCCAGCAUUUUCUGGAAUUUUAGAUUAUGAUACAGAGGUUUCAUUGGAAAAGAUAAACCCUAUUACCCAAAAUGGGCAGACAAAAACCUAAACAUUGGUACCCA